Molecule: messenger RNA, 3997 nt
Organism: Gopherus evgoodei (Goodes thornscrub tortoise)
Lineage: Eukaryota; Metazoa; Chordata; Testudines; Testudinidae
Product: zinc finger protein 501-like
Exons: 5
Coding region: 291-3689 (1132 amino acids)
Biological process (GO): regulation of transcription by RNA polymerase II
Molecular function (GO): DNA-binding transcription factor activity, RNA polymerase II-specific; RNA polymerase II cis-regulatory region sequence-specific DNA binding
Source: RefSeq, a predicted model, not a curated record
UCGGCGGCUGAACUGCCCGGGUUAGCAGGGAGCCGCUUCGGGAGCGACCCCGGGGGGAGCUGGAGAAACCGCUCCGCAGAGCCCCCUCUGUGCCCAGCCGGGUGGGGGCUCUGGAGCCAGCCCCAGGCUCUGCAGGGGGGCGACUGAGAGGGGAGGGGCGGCCGGAGCACGGAAAGGGGAGGGAGGUUCCCAGCUCCCAGCCCUGCCCGGAUCCAUCGCUACAGCGGCCCUGGGCAGACUGGCUCGCCUGGGCUCGAGGCUGCAGAAGAACGUCCGUGUUUCGCUCCAGGAUGUUCCGUCCUCCCAGAGGGCAGGAAAAGGGAAUGGCUGCAGCAAAGGCAGUGACCUUUGAGGAGGUGGCUGUGCAUUUCACCACGGAAGAGUGGGCUCUGCUGGACCCCGCUCAGAGAGCCCUCUACAGGGACGUCAUGCAGGAGAAUUAUGAGAAUGUGACCUGGCUGGGAUUCCGCAUCCCUAAACCUGACCUGAUCUCCCAUAUGGAGCAAGGGGAACAGCUGUGGGUGCACCAAGCAGGUGAUGGGACAGCCAGUGAGAACAAGGAGGAGAAUUCCCAGCAGGGAGGCCCUGAGUUGGCAGAACCACAUGGGAGGUUCACUGGAAGGUCCCAGGGGAACAUUUGCCACGGAGAAGCUAGUGAGAGUCAAGGCAGGUUGGAGGAGCAGUGGGGAAGCCUGCCUGCGGAGAGAGAGGGUAAAUCCUCUCCUGAAGAGAGAUGUUUCAAGAAACUCAAACAGCUAUUGGACCUUAAGGGGAAGCACAACAGAGGAUCGGGAAAUGCAAGCGCUGAACGUGGGCAGGGCUCACGAGAGAUGCUCUUUCCGGGAACCCUCCCAGAAGAUGCAUCCCACGGGUGCGGGCGAAGCCUCCAGCAGAGCUUGGUGCCUCCAGAACAUCCGAGCAGGACCCCCCAUCGAUGUCUCCACUGUGGGAAAAGCUUCCACUGGAGAUCACAUCUUCUGAGACAUCAGACGGUGCACAAGGAUGGGAAAAGCUCCAGCCCCGGCGCAGCCCGCGCCAUCCAGCAGAGAAUCCUCUCGGGGCAGAAACCCUGCCAGUGCCCCGACUGCGGGAGAAGCUUUGAUCGGCAGUCGACCCUCAUGGCACAUCAGAGCCUCCACACAGGAGAGAGACCUUACAAGUGCCCCGACUGCGGGAAGAGCUUUGUCAAGACCUGGAACCUGACCAAACACCAGCGCUGCCACUCGGGGCAGAGACCCCAUCGAAGUGCUGAGGGUAGGGAAAGCGUCCAUCUGCGCUCACACCUGUCUCACCAGGAGGGACCUGAUGGCACGACCUUGCCGGAGUGCCACAGAGCAAAGAGACUCUACCGCUGCCUCGACUGCGGCAGGACGUUUAGCCGGAGCACGGACCUUCUGGUCCACCAGAGCACCCACACAGGUGAGCAACCCUACAAGUGCCCAGACUGUGGGAAGGGCUUCAUCUGGAGCUCCAGCCUCACGGCUCACCGCAGAGUCCACACGGGUGAGCGUCCCUACCCGUGUCCUGACUGCGGGAAGGGCUUCAGCCGGAGCUCCAACCUCAAAUCGCACCAGAGAGUCCACACAGGUGAGCGACCCUACCCAUGUCCCGACUGCGGGAAGGGCUUCACGACCAAAACGGCCCUGAGCACUCACUGCCGGAGCCACACGGGCGAGAGACCCUACAAAUGCGCUGAGUGCGGGAAGAGCUUCAGCCAGAAGGCGCAUCUGGUGCAGCAUGAGAGGACCCACCUGCAAGGCAGACACUAUGAAUGUGCUGAGUGCGGGAAAAGCUUCCGCCAGAACGUCUACCUGGCCAAGCACAGCCGGAUCCACUGCAGGGAACGGCCCUGCGUCUGCACGUACUGCGGGAAGGACUUUGGUGACAUCUCCGCCCUGCUCCAGCACAGGCACACCCAUACAGGGGAGCGGCCUUACCAGUGUGCCGAGUGUGGGAAAAGCUUCAGACGGCGGGCGCACCUGGUGCAGCACCAGAGGACGCACUCCGGGGAAAAGCCCUACGUCUGUGCCAACUGCGGGAGAAGAUUCACGGAGAACUCCACCUUGAUCAAGCACCGGCGGAUCCACACCGGGGAGAGACCCUACAAAUGUGAGGUGUGUGGGAAAAGCUUCCGCCAGCACUCCAACCUGGCCCAGCAUGCCCGGGUCCACUCAGGAGAGAGACUCGGCCAAGACCACGGUGGCAGCCACAUGGACAGCACGGCCCUACCAGAGCGCCACGCAGCAGAGAGACCCUACUGCUGCCUUGACUGUGGAAGGACUUUUAGCCGGAGCACGGACCUGCUGGCCCACCAGAGUAACCACACAGGUGAGCAGCCCUACAAGUGCCCGGACUGCGGGAAGGGCUUUAGCCAGAGCUUCAGCCUCACGGCUCACCAGAGAGUCCACACGGGUGAGCGACCCUACCUGUGUCCCGACUGUGGGAAGGGCUUCAGCCAGAGCUCCCACCUCAAAUCGCACCAGAGAAUCCACACAGGUGAGCGACCCUACCCGUGUCCUGACUGCGGGAAGGGCUUCAGCCGGAGCUCCCACCUCAAAUCACACCAGAGAGUCCACACGGGUGAGCAACCCUAUCCGUGUCCCGACUGCGGGAAGAGCUUCAGCUGGAGGUCCAGUCUCACAGCUCACCAGAGAGUCCACACUGGGCCAAAAUGCCACCAGUGCCCUGACUGUGGGAAAAGCUUCAGCCAGAGCUCGACCCUUAGUGCCCACCUGAGGAUCCACACUGGGGAGCGCCCCUACAUAUGCCCUGACUGUGGGAGAGGCUUCACGCAGCUGGCUCACCUGACCCAGCAUCAGGGGACACACUCAGGAGAGGAACCCUAUCGCUGUGCUGACUGUGGGAAGGGCUUUGGGGUGAGCUCCCGCCUGGUGGCACAUCAGAGGAGCCACACAGGCGAGCGCCCCUACAAAUGCCCCGAAUGUGGGAAGAGCUUCCGGGUCAGCUCAGUCCUGGUGGUGCAUCAGCGAAUCCACUCUGGAGAGAGACCCUAUAAAUGCACCGAUUGCGGGAAGAGCUUUAAUGUCAGCUCCAACCUCAUUAAACAUCAGAGGAUCCACACAGGGCAGAAGCCCUACAAAUGCACGGAGUGUGGGAGGAGCUUCAAUGAGAGCUCAGCCCUGAUUGCCCACCAGCGGCUGCACAAAGGGGAGCGACCCUACAAAUGCCCUGACUGCGGGAAAAGCUUCAAUGUCAGCUCCAACCUCCUGGAGCAUCAGGGCACCCACAGGGGCCAGAAACCCUACAAAUGCCUCGAAUGUGGGAAAGGAUUCGCCCGCAGCGCCCACCUCUCACAGCACAGCCGGACUCACACGGGUGAGCGACCCUACAAAUGUGCCGAGUGUGGGAAAGGAUUUGCUGUGAGGUCCCAUCUGGCCCAGCACUGCCGGGUCCACACCGGGGAGAGACCCUACAAGUGUGCUGACUGUGGGAAGGGCUUCACGGCCCGUUCAUCCCUGACCACCCAUCGCCGGACUCAUACAGGAGAGCGACCCUAUAAAUGCCCCGAGUGUGGGAAAAGCUUCAAUCAGAACUCACACCUGGCUCAGCACUGGAGAACCCACUCGGGAGAACGACCCUACCGCUGCCCUGACUGCGGGAGAAGCUUUGGGGACAGCUCUGCCCUCAUUAAGCAUCAGAGGAUCCACCUGCAAGAGAAAGCUCGUUAAUGCCAGCCUGCGGCUACCGGAAAAGCUUUGCUUGGUGCUCAGUGCUUAUUAUUAGAGCUGGGCAGGUAAGGGCUCUCAGUGAGGUGGUAAUUCAAAAAGAAAAAAGUCAUCUUGAGUUGACCCCAAAACAAGAUGUUCCAACAUUUUGGGGAUGGUGGUGGGGGGAAUGGAAAAGUUGAAAAUAAAAAUCCUUUCAAAUUGAGCUCUUGUGCUACAUGAAACAUUUCAUUAGGAUUUUGAGUGGCUUUAAUGUCUUUUUUAAAAUUAAAUUGAAAAACAUCAAACCCCAAAAUAAUUUUGAUUUGAAA